AUGGCAGAUAACCACGGAGGAGUCCUCCACCGGGAGCUUUUCCACCACAAGCCGGGAAUCCAGCUCAAGCUCAACGUCCGGCAAGACAAAUCGGAGCUGGCGAUAUUCCGACGAUUCCAGCGAAUCGUCCCGGCAUUACCCCACCACCAAUCAACAACGUCACUGAGGAUGCUCUUAAGCUCCGAUUGUUCCCUUCUCUUUGAGUGGACACGCACUAGCUUGGGAGUCUUCAAUCCAACCUGGAACCGUGACAACUUGGGAACAAUGCAAGCAUGCCUUUCUUGCGAAUUCUUCCCCACGUCAAGAACUGCUCAGCUAAGGAACAACAUUGCGAGUUUCACUCAACAAACCGGUGAAACAUUCUCAGAGGCAUAUGAGCGAUUCAAGGGAUAUCAAAUGAAGUGUCCUCAUCACGGCUUCUCCAAAGAGAACUUACUAAGCACAUUAGAUGGGCUCGCUUUGGUGGAGAAUGUUGCUCUUAGUGAUGGAAACUAUCCAGAGGAGUAUGAUCGAAGUGAUAGAGGAGAUAGCUCAGUCAAUGAUGAGAAGCACAAGAAGGAGAUCAAAACAUUGAAUGACAAGCUUGACAAGAUCUUGACUGGCCAACAAAAGCAAGUUCACUUUGUUUGUGAGGAUGAUGUGAACCAAGAGGGGGAGGACCAACAAACUGAGGAAGUGUGCUAUAUGAGUAAUCAGGGAGCUAAGAGCCACAACAUACCUUCCUCUUCAAAGGGAAUGCUUCCUGGAAAAGCAAUCGCAAACCCAAAGGAGUAUGUGCAAGCAAUUACUCUUAAGAGUGGGAGAGUUCUUCCGGAGAGAGUGGUACCAUCAAGAAGCAACGAGGACGUUGCGAUUCAAGAGGAGGAGGAGUCAGUCGACAUUGAAGCUGAGGAGAGGUUGAGAAAGAGUCAGUAG
Molecule: messenger RNA, 915 nt
Organism: Microthlaspi erraticum
Lineage: Eukaryota; Viridiplantae; Streptophyta; Magnoliopsida; Brassicales; Brassicaceae
Source: the annotation of a GenBank genome assembly